AUGGCGACAGUACGCCGCGUUGUGUGUGUGUUGGCUGCUGCUCUGUGCUGCACGGCCUUGUGCGUGGCUGCUGCUGCUGAGGAGGAGGAGGCUGCGAGGGCGAGGGUGGCUGACUGCGCUAAAGAAGUGUCCAACACGAGGGAGGCGCUGCAACAGGCCCGGGAGGCGUAUGCUAUAAUUGACGACGUAAAAAACGAGGCCUUAAAUGUGGUUGAGAACACCAGGAAAGCAAAAGUGCACACCGAAGCUGCAGUGAAGAUGGCAAAAGAGGCAGUGACAAGUAUUGGCAGUGGAAAGGAGGUGCUGAAUAAGAUUGCCAAGGCGGUGCUUGAUACAGCGCUGCAAACGUUAUUGGGAGAGGGCGAUCUCAAAGCCGCUGCCACGAGUGCACAAACUGCGGGGGCUACUGCCCAAAGUGCCGUGGGAAGUGCUUCAAAAUCUGAAGAGCUACUCCAGAAGGCAAAGGCAUCAGCGAAGAAAGUGCUUGCUCAUGCACAGGCGGCGGGGAAGGUGCCACCAGCUGCAGGGCAUAACGCCGCAGUUACCUUGAGCGGAAUACAUGCGCCAAAAACAGAGCGUGCGACAGAGGCGCAGCAACUCUCCGCGGUGGAAGAAAAUACUGCCAAUAAAAAAGAGGAUGCCGCACUUCUUGCUUCCAGUGCUCUAAAGGCAGUAGAGCAGAUCGGGCAGGCGCUGACGAAUAUCAAUAAGGCCAAAAAUAAUGCGGAACACGCCUCAACGAGUGCAAAGGGUGCGGAGGAUAACGCCACGGCGGCAGAUGGGAAGUUAAGUCGACCUGGGACCGAAGUGGGAAAACUCGCCGUAAACAAAGAGGCUAAGGACCUUGCUGUAAAAGCGCAUGUAAGUGCAGAAGAAGCAGAGACGAACGCUAACCUGGCAACAACGAGUGCUGGCAAUGCAGUAACGAACAUUGUUGCUGCACUGACGGCUGCUGAAGAGAUGAAGAAGCUUGCAGAAAAGGAACGUGACUCCGCUAUGACAACAGUGGACGAGGCUAAUAAAGCGAACAAUGUCGCGGAUGCUGCGCUAGCCAGUGCCAAUGAGGAGUUGCAGAAAUUUAAGACGAAAGUGGAGGAGUCAUUAACAACGCUGGGUGAAACGAAGUCUUCACCUACCGAUAUCGAGUCCAGCGCGCCAGAAGGCACUGCGCACAUGCCAAAGGAACAAACAGGGCAGACAGAGAACUCUGGAGCUGCGGGUGGAUCAACGCGACUGACUGAAUCGAGCACGGCAACCUCUGAUCGUCGAAACAGCCCUAUUGAAGGGAUUUCAUCGACGCAGGAGGGUAUGUCUGCUGCGUUACCGGAUGCGAGCAACGACAGUGUCACAGCAGGCCUAUACGGAAGUGGAGUGACAGAUGGCAGCGACAUCCCUGCGUGGGUGCGUACGCCACUGAUACUGCUGCUUGCCUGCAUGGCCGUGUGGUAA
Molecule: messenger RNA, 1449 nt
Organism: Trypanosoma grayi
Lineage: Eukaryota; Euglenozoa; Kinetoplastea; Trypanosomatida; Trypanosomatidae
Exons: 1
Coding region: 1-1449 (482 amino acids)
Source: RefSeq, a predicted model, not a curated record